AUGGUGGAAGAUAUGCUGGAUUUUAAUGAAAAUCUUCUUGAGUUGGAUCCAGAAGAAGCAUUGGCCGUUUACUCAUCAUAUGGUUUGUGGGGCAUGAUUGGGCAGCAGGGUCGACUAGAAUCUCUGAUGAAAGUCAUAAAAAAUAUAAAUCCUUGUGUUAUGGUGGUAUCCGAAGCUGCAGUAAAUCUUAACUCACCCAAAUUUGUGAAUCGUUUUAUUGAAUCACUUUUCUAUUUUGGGGCAUUCUUUGAUGCUUUAGAAGACUGUAUGGAUCGUGAAGAUGAAAAUCGUGCUAUCACCGAAUCAGUGUACAUGGGUAAUGGAAUAUGUAGCAUUAUGGCAACUGAAGGAGCAGAAAGAGUGAUACGGAAUGUGCAUAUCAAUGUCUGGAGAAAAUUUUUCACACGGUUUGGGAUGAAGGAGACAGAAUUGAGUAUGUCUUCUUUAUAUCAAGCAAACCUGGUAGCAGAAAAAAUUUGCUGUGGAAGUUCUUGCACCUUUGAUAUGGACGGAAAUUGCUUAAUUAUUGGGUGGAAAGGAGCACCAAUCCAGUUUCUUUCCGCUUGGAAGUUCUCAUGA
Lactuca saligna is the source of this 579-nucleotide messenger RNA. The record is from the annotation of a GenBank genome assembly. Lineage: Eukaryota; Viridiplantae; Streptophyta; Magnoliopsida; Asterales; Asteraceae.